AUGAUUGAAGAAGUCAAGGAUCCUGAAAAACGUAUUGACAGACCUGUUUUUUAUCUUCCUCACCAUGCAGUAUUCAAGCAAAAAAGUGUUUAUACUAAAUGUAGGAUAGUUUUUGAUGCUAGUUCAAACGACGUUGGACAACUGUUACUAAAUGACUGUCUUUGGUCUGGUAUAAACUUGAACCCGCAUAUUUUUCAACUGUUGAUUUACUUUAGAAUUAACAAGAUUGCUAUGUUAUCUGAUAUAGAGCGUGCGUUUUUGCAAAUAUCGCUAAACGAAUUUGAUAGAGAUGUGGUUAGAUUCCUUUUUGUGAAACAUGAUCCUAAUAAGAAUGACAAUGUAGAAGUAGUAGUUUAUCGUUUUUUACGUCUGACAUUCGGAAUAAAUGUGAGCCCUUUUUUGUUGUCUGCAACCAUUAAAGAACACAUCAAAAAGUACGAAGAAGCCUAUCCCGUUACUACUAAAGUACUCAAUACCUGUUUUUACGUUGAUGACCUUGUUACUGGUGCAGACAGUAUAAAUGAUGCUUUAAAAAUUUCUAUUGAAGCAAAUAACAUAAUGAAAAAAGCUAGUAUGAAUCUACGCAAAUGGAUUUCGAAUGAUAAAGUGUUGAUGAAAAUGUGGGAAGAACGAGAAUUUAAUAUAUUACCGAGUGAUUUUGUAAAUAACUGUAACGAACCAUGUAAGGUUCUCGAACUGCCGUGGGACAUUAAGGAAGAUACUUUCGCUAUAGAAGUAAAGGAUUUGCUUGAAUUUAUCAAGACCGGAAAGAAUACAAAACGAUUUGUGCUGCAAGUAGCUGGUAGAAUAUUUGAUCCUCUAGGAUUUGUGACACAUACACCAUCAGAAUUAAGUGCCUGUUUCAAGAAUUAUGGAUUCGAAAAAUUUUCUGGGACAAACGUCCUUGAUUGUGCAGAACUUUCAAGUUGUGACAUAGCAUACGUCAUAGCCGGGGUGUGGCAUACCUUUUCGGACGCCAGUCCUAAAGCUUACGGUGCCGUCGUGUUUGUACUGAUACGAUCUGAUGACAAAGUAAUUAUGAACUUUCUUACAUCUAAAAGCCGCGUGACUCCGUUAAAGAAGAUUACUCUUCCACGAAUGGAGUUGCUAGGAGCUUUACUUGCUGCUAGAUUAGCAAAUGAAGUUGCAAAUGUGUUGAAGCGGAAAAUAUCCCCUCCUAUGUACUUUUGGACAGAUUCUCAAAUAGCACUAUACUGGAUAAGAGGUUCAGCUUUGAAGUGGAAAACCUUCGUCUGCAACCGUGUGAAGGAAAUUCAGGAACUUACAGACCCCGAUAAAUGGUUUAUUUAUAAUUGUAAAAAUCCAAAGUCCAAGAAAAUAGGUCCUUUGUCUAUUGAUGAAUCUGCUAAUGCAGAAAAUUGGUUAAUACGUUCUCUCCAGGAAGCUGCUGUGCCAGCCUUCGACUACGUUGUUAGUUCGAGCACCAUUGGUAUCGAAAUGAUUCCAUAUAGAGCUGCAUGA
Messenger RNA from Uloborus diversus, 1482 nucleotides. RefSeq lists its product as uncharacterized. Bases 1 to 1482 code for a protein of 493 amino acids. The transcript has 4 exons. Lineage: Eukaryota; Metazoa; Arthropoda; Arachnida; Araneae; Uloboridae. The record is from RefSeq and is a predicted model, not a curated record.